Messenger RNA from Trachymyrmex cornetzi, 10339 nucleotides. RefSeq lists its product as uncharacterized. The record is from RefSeq and is a predicted model, not a curated record. The coding region runs from base 805 to 10278 and encodes 3157 amino acids. The transcript is spliced from 3 exons. Lineage: Eukaryota; Metazoa; Arthropoda; Insecta; Hymenoptera; Formicidae.
UCAAUAAAAUUUUAUUGGUAAAAAUAAAAGAUACAUAUGUUUCCCUACGUGUAUUUUUUACAUACCAAAAGGGUUAUAUUUAAGAACGCUUACUUUCCUUGGACAAAUCCGAAAAAGUUCAAGAAAAAAUGCAAAUAACGAUAAAUAAAGUAAAGGAAUUUUGUGAAAAAAGAAAAGAAAAAGACAAAAAAAGAAAAAUGAAUACAGCAUUCAAUAUUCCUUGGACGAUUCCAUUCGAAAUACAAUAAGAUUUCUUGAAAAGGACAUUGUUGGGUAUAUAACUUACCUCUUCUCAGGUAUAAAAUCCUCGGGUAUAAAACCUCCAGGUAGAAAAUUUGCUUUCUUUCCGUUCUCCAAUUUUCACACUUAGAUCAGUGAGAUCAGUGAGAAAUAAACAGAAAUAAAACGUCCUGCGUCGGCGUACAUGACAUCAAUGACAUUUGUAUCUACAUAUAAUCUACCUACAAUACAAAUGAAAGUAGAGGUCUCAGGGACAGUCGCGAUUCGCGAUAAACAGAAGACGAUCGCGCCAGCGGUAUCUUGCGGUCUCCUUAGCGCUGUCCUUCAUCGGUUACCACAUUGGCCAAUCGUCGAACUGAUUAGGCACGUAUAAACUCGCUAGUUCUUUUCCUGGUAGCUCAGUUCCUUCGUGUUCCUUCGGACCGUGUGUGUGUAAACCGCUGUGCUCGAGAAUAAGGAAUAAGGAUUAUUACGUUUGCUCUGUGAUUUCUGAGCUUGAGUGGGGAGAAAUUUGCUUAUCCAAAAGAGAAUUAUCAGUGACAAAUUAUUUUAGCCGUGCGAGUAAUGACUGAAUACAAGGAGCAGGCUUAUAUGUUUAACAACUUCGAGUUGAAGAGAUGGCUUCACGGAGACGAAAAUCGUCGUCGUAUGCUGCUAGUCAAGCUAAAGAAUGAUUUGCGGAAACUGGGAUUAUCAAAGCGGGCGACACGAGCAGGACUAGUACAGCUUGUGAUGAAGCCGUGCGUGGUUCUGAAACGACUGUCUGUUUCCUGUUAUAGAAAGAAGUUACUGCAAUCAUCGCAUAGUAAUUUCGUUCCGAUCCACAAGGAAAGAUUGCAAACCAAUCACCGAGACGAUGCCGAAAACAACAGACUAGAAGACAAUAGAUUAGAAGACAACUCGCAAGAUAUUGUUCAACACACUUUCGACGCACAAAUUUCAAACGCUGCUAUUGGAAUACCAUUGAUUAAUGUGGUAAACGCUAAUAAAACGUGUCAGAGUAAGAUUCAAGAGUGUGAUUUGUUCAGAAAAGAAUCGUCAGAUGGCACUAAACAAGAUUUUAAUCAAAAAGUAGUAACAAACAUUUCUCAUAUUGAUGUUACAUCAACAAAUUAUAGAGAUAUUUUUGCAAAAAAAUCUGCUAUUAAAGCGUCACCUAGUUUUUCCUCGUCGGAAGAUGAAUCGCUAAACAAACACAUACAAAAUGUUGUUCAUGAAUUUAUAAACAAAUCAUUAGAUACAACUGUGCCAUUUCAAUUGAAGGAACAUUCAGACCCUAAAAGUAGUAUCGAUCCCUUGAAAGAUGUUUUUAGAGGAGAACAUAGGGAAAAGAAAGACUGUGAAGUAAGGCAAGAGUUUUUCCCAGUAAAAAGCAAACUAUUAGAUAUGUCACAAGAAGAUUCCUAUAAAUCUAAAACUAAUAAUAUCCUUGAAAGUAAUAUUAGCUCAAGCAACGCAAUAAUUUCAGAAUCGAAAACAUAUGCAAAAGUAAAAGUAAUUAAUUUCGUAGGUAAAAUUCAAAAUGUGUCUACUUCAGAAAAAUUGGAAAAGUCAAUUGAACAUAUCGAUACAUUAUUACAUCAAACGCCCAUAAAGGAAAAUGUUAAUGAAGCAAAAAUGUAUUUAGAAUCUAAAAAUCUGCAAACGGAGAGUCAACCUAUUGAAACAGAUUCUGAAACAGUAAUUAAAAGAAAGAUACGUUCCGGAAAUUUAGAUCGAAAUAUAUCGUUGAUAAAGAAACCAAAGGAGAAUGAAGUGAAUGUGUCACCAAAAAAAGUAGUAGCAGAUAGUACUAUCGGAACAUCUCACUACGAAAUGCUAUCCGACAAUGAAUUGGUUCACACAGCAAAUGAAAGAAAUGAGCAGAGUACGAAAUGUAUGAUAACAGAAAGAGGAAGUUCUAAAUUCCUGAAGCGAAUAAGGGAACGACAUAGGAAAAAAAAUAAUAUGAAGAUUAUAAAGAUACGAACAAAAUUUCACGAAUGUUUUCGAGGCAAUUUCGAUACCGACACAAGUGAAAGUGAAGAGGAACGCGAAAUUCUGUUGAAUCUAAAGAAAAAUAAACAACAGUUUGAUGAUCCAUUACAUAAUAGUAUAACAGAAGAAAAGGUAGGAUAUAUUUUUGAAAGAAAUAAGUUGACACAUGAUUUAUCGGCUAAUAAUUGGCAGAAAAAUAUAGAGAGAGCAAUACCAGAUAAAAUAAGGUUCGACAACUUAUACGAUUCCACUGUAUCCGACAAAGAAUACGCUCUGCGCGAUACCGUAACAGAAAAACAGAUAGAAGAUAGUGCAUCGUUAGAUAAAUAUGCUAUGUUAACUAACAAUUCGCAAAAUACAGAGAACAUAAACUCAGAUAAUUUAUGCGAUUCUAGCACAUAUGCCGAAAAGUUUGAUGAUAUAAACGAUGCUACAACAGAUGAAGAAAUGGUAUCGAUUUGUAAACGUGUAAGCACUUCUGUUAAUGAUUCACAGAAAGAUAUAGACAACAUAUACUCUGAUAUUUCAUGUGAUUCCGAUGUAUGCACCGAAAAAUAUUCUCCGUCCAAUGUUACAACAGAUGAGGAAGUAGAAGAAGAAGCAUUGGUUUGUGAACAUGGCAUGUCAGAUAGUAAUUCUCAGCAAAACGUAAAGAAUAAAAAGGACGCAAUCUCGAAUAAAAUAAAAUUUAAGAAUUCAAACGAUUCCUCUACACACAAAGAAAAGUAUGCUACAAAAGAAAAGAAUAUACAUGAUGGAGCAACAGUAUGUAAUUAUGAUAUGUCAACUAAUAAUUUGCAAGAAAAUGUGGAUGUAUCGGCUGAAGUAAGAUCUGAUAACUCAAGCGAUUCUUCUAAUUGCACAAAGAAGUAUUGUGCUACAAAUGUUAUUGUAACAAAAAAAGAAAUAAAAAAUAAAGCAUUGAUAUGUACAAAUGAUACGUUAACUAAUAAUUCACUGGAAAAUAUAGAGAACGCAAUACUAGCUGAAACAAAGUCUGAUAAUUUAGGGAAUUCCAUUGCAAGAACCAAAAAAUGUGAUAUUAUAAUAAAAAAGAAGAUAAAUCAUGACGAGUCAAUUAAUGAUGAAUCGAUAUGCAUGUUACCUGAUAAUUCACAAAAAAAUAUAGAGAGCGCAAUACCGCUUGAAGUGAUGGCCGAUAAUUCAUGCAAUUUCACUGUAAAUACCGGAAAAUACAUUAAACAUAGUACUAUAUCAGGUGAAAAGAAAGAUGGAGCAUCAAUAUAUAAACACAGCACAUCUAAUUUGCAAGAACAUAUAGAAAUCGCAAUACCGGCUGAAGUAAAUUUCGAUCCUUCUUGCGUUUCCAUUUCAAAUAUCAAAAAAUAUUCCACCCACAAUAUUGUAACAGACGAAAAGACAGAAGAUGGAUCAACAUAUAAAUGUGAUACACCUGUUAAUAAUUCACAGGAAAAUAUAGAGAGUAUAAUACCGGUUGAAGUACAAUUCGAUAAUUCAUGCAACUCUGAGUACGAAAUUAAUUCCGCUGUGAAUGUCGAAAAGUAUGACUCUAUGCACGAUACUGCAAAAGAUAAGGAAAUAAAAAAUAGAACAUCAAUAUGUAAGCGUAACAUGUCAGCUAACGAAUCAAAAAAUAUAGGAAAUGUAGUCUCGGCAGAAAAAGAGGACAUACAGAAUUCUUCGUCAACUGACACGGAAAAUAAUAGUAAAUGUGAUAUUAGCGCGAAACAUAAUAUACCGUCCAUGAUUGAAAUAAAUAUAGAUGAAAAUAUGAGUAUAGAAAAUAUAUAUUUAAAUAAAAAUAUAAAGAAAAAAGUAGAUACCACUUACAAGGAAGUGGAAGAGGUAAGUGUACAAAAUCUGCAAAAAAAUCAAGAAAUGCGCAAUGUCGAAAGUAUUGAUUUAGCGCAACACAAAAAUAUGCAAAAAAAUGCAACAUCAAAUUUGGAAUUGUUAAUCAUGUCUACAUUUGAAUCGACAUCGUACAAUGUUGAUAAAAAAGACAACCGUGACAUAUUGGGAAAAAAUGUCGAAAAUUUAUUAUCAAGUAACGAUAACAUGGGGAAAGACGAAAAAACAAUUGAUCAGCUUUCAAUGAUAACAUCAAAAUUACAAAAAAAUUCUUCGGAAGAAAAAAGUAAUGAUUCUUUUUCCAUAUUACCAAAUUCAUCUAGCAAAUCAAAUUAUAGUGAUAAUUGCUCAUUGGACAUUCACUUAACAGAUGAUGAUAACAGUAGUGAUAUUGAAGUAGAAAUAAAAAUAAAACCCAAAUUGAAAUCUCGAGUAUCACGGAAAUUUUCAUUAAAAGCACCUUGGUCUGCAGUAAAUACAUGUAUCAAAAACUUACACACACUUAAGGAUAAUCCGAGCUUUCUUAAUGAACUUUUGCAGAUGGAUAAUAGAACAUCUGAAAAGUUUGAUCGCAAGGUCACAAAUACAAAAGAAAAAGAAAACAAUACGUCAUUAGAUAAUAUUACUGCCGAGACUGACGAAAUCAUAUGUGAUUCUAGUCCUACUACUAAAGAUGAUGAAAAUCAUUCUCAACAACGAAAUUCUCAAGACCGUCCAAUUUUAAACGAAGAUAAAAAUAUAAUAGCCUAUGAUGACAAAAAAGAAAAACAUGAAUGCACUCAAUCUUUCAUUCAAACGACUCCAAUAAUAACUGAAAACAAUCUUGACUCAAGUAGACUUGCGUGUGAUACAUCUGAUUUGAGAAAACAGUCACAAAAGGUUGUCACAAACGAUAAACAGAAAAACAACGAAGAACAAAAUUUUCAAGAUAAAACAACUUUAGAGGGAACUAAGUCUGAUUUGGAAAAACGGUCACAAAAGGUUGUUACAAACGACAAACAGAAAAACGAAGAAAAAAAUUUUCAAGAUAAAACAACUUUAGAGGGAACUAAAAAUGUGGUGGAGCAUAAUCAGGUUAAAGAAGUUGAAAUAUUGUCUGUUGAGAGAAAGAAACCGCAGAUAAUGACUGAAAAUAGUCUUGAAUCAAUUAAAGCUGCGUACGACAUGCCUGAUGUAGCAGAACAGUUAUCACAAACUUCCUCGGAUAUGACACAUAAGAAAGUACGAGUCCGUUCUAUUGCGGAACUUAGUUAUCAGUGUAUCGAGAAAUCUGUGAAUCUGACUGCAUCGAUUCCAAGGAGUGUAUGCUCAGCACUCUGCCAGUCAGCAUCUCAAUCGACCACUGUUCAUUCAACAUCUUCUCAAUCAGCACCUCAAUCAGCAUUUUUUCAACCAGCACCUUCUCAAUCGACAGCUUUUCAACCAAUACUUCCUCAAUCAACAUGUUCUCAAUUAGGACGUCCUUCAUUAGUACCUCCUCGAGUUACAUUUCCUCAAUCAACAUCUCAGUCAGUAUCCAAACGGCCGUCACCAUCAUCAUAUAACACCACUCUUAAACAUAUGUACACCUCAGCUAAUACAUGUUCCGCGGUUGCACCGGUUGAAGUUAAUACUCCAAAUAAUAACAAUGCUCUCAGAAAUUUAAUACAGAUUACAAUAAAAAAUAUCUGCAACAAUGUUGGACAUUGUCGCAGUCUUGAUCAAUAUAAUCAUGUAAGAAUAAAUUUUCCUGAAAAUUACGUACAAAGAUUAUCUAUAACUAUGCAACAAAUAAGUCAAGACUUAGAAAACUUGAAAACGUGGCUGCAUAUGAAGGAUAUUGACAGCACGCUGAUUUACGUUAAUUUUUAUAUGCCAAAAAAUCACCCAGUGACAGUUUCGGAAUUGAAGAAAUAUGCGCAAAUUUGUUAUGAUUACUUACACAUCUCACAGCAAAACUCGUCACAAUAUCCGAAUAUUAGCAGAUUACUUUCAAAUGCAUCAAUGUCGAAUGUUAAUGCGCAACAAUUUUCGAGAAAUGCUUCAUUUCCAGAUACAAGAAUGCUAAAUCGUGACACAUUCAUGCAGUCUUCAACAAUGCCAUGUCUGGCACCAACGACUUCAAACAUCAACCAGCAGCAGUUGGUCAGAAAUUCGGCUAAUUCUACACAAGUACCACACUCGAGACAACCUAGGCCAAAUAUUCAUCAAUCAUAUAUGUCUUAUGUACCAUUUACAGCACAGUCACGUAUGCCGAACGCUAAUCAACAACAAUCUUUAGAAAAUGCGAGUCAUCCGAUACAAGGCCGAUAUAUGCCAGCAAAUAUAUUGAAUGUUGGCGUUCAACAGGGUUUUCUAAUUAUGAAUAAUAUUUCAUCAUCGAAUGUUAAUAUGUGCUCGCAUGAACCAGUAAAUCAAGGAAACGCAAACGUGUCUCCUACAACUAACAUGAGACAAUUACACACCUUGCAACAAAAUACAAUUAGCAAUACUGUAACCGCAUCUGCUGCUAAUAACGUGCAACAACAGAAACAAAUGUAUCUUCAGACAUCGCAAAUAAACUCAAGAACAGCAGCUUAUUCAUCGCCUAUGACAAAUCAAAAUAAUUCUCUUGGAAUACGCCAGACUAUGCCAGGCUGUGACAAUAUCAACUUAUCUGGAUCUUUCACGAUAAAUCCUGAUACCUCAAGAACUAACGCUGCAAUGGAAAAUGCUAGACAUGGGAGUACAAAUGUGAAUCAGCAGCAAGCAAGCUGCAGUCCACAAGUAUCUCAAAUAUCUUCAGGAAAAACGCAAUAUUUUCCGCAAUACAAUCCAAACCAAACUUAUCUUAUUGUAUCUCAAUCUGCACAUUCCAACAUACAAACGCAUCCCGUUCAGAAUACUUUGCCAAAUCAAAACGUGUGGCAGAUACAGCAGCAGCAAUUGGCGGUAAAUCAAGGGAAUACAAGUAUGCCUCCUACAACCAACAGGAAACAGUCAUAUAUCAUAAGAAAUGUAGUUAGCAAUACUACAACCGAAAAAAGCCAAAGAUACAUCUUGCCCAAAGAUAUAUCCACAUAUCCAGUUGAUCUAUCGAUUAAUGAUAUCCCGCAGAAUGUACAACAAAACAUGUUGCAGCAGAAAUUGCCAGUAAAUCGAGGGAAUGCAAACAUGCCUCCUACAACCAAUACGAAACAAUCACACAUCACAUCAAAAAAUCCAAUUAACAGUACAACCGUAACAAGCCAGCAUGUAAUAUCCAAAGAUACAUCUAUAUAUCCAAUUAAUCUAUCGAUUAACAAUACACAAAAUGUGCAAGAAAACGUGCUGAAUAAAGAAGGAGAGAUGGCCAAGUCACAAAAUACAAAUCGCAUGCAAAAGAAGGCACAAUCUAUGAAUCUGCAACAAGAUACACAUCAAGAAAUUCUAAGCGCAUGCAGCAGAUUGCAAAGUGUUGGCACUGUUUCGGAAAACACAAGGUCUUCUAUACAACGAUUGAGUGUCUUACAAAGUAUGAUGUCUACAAUAUCUCCCAAUAAAAAUGAUGCAGUGUUAUUUUUGUCUGCAAUCGAACAAAAAAAGCAAAGAAACAAAGUUACGUUCUCUAAUAAUCUGGCGAUUCUAACGGACAUUCAGAAAAUUCUAUUGCGUGAUCAAAUAAAAUCGUAUUUUAUCAUGUGGGAUGAACUAAAAAAUUUGCUUAGCGAGCAGGAAUUCGGACGAGUACAUAGUGAGAGAAUAAUAUUGUUUUACUCGUACGUGAAUUUAGAUGAUUACAUAAAGAGCAUAAUAAACGAAUCACAGACCGUUGAAAAAUCCGUCGAAAAAAGUUCACAAGAUAAUACGUCACAAAACAAGUCAACAUUACAAGAGGAUACAAUACAAACAUCCAUAUACAAGUUAACGAAGACUCAACUUAAUCAAGACAAUGAAAAUAGUUUAGAAUAUAAUAGGAUUUUAGAAAAACAAUCGGAACAAAGUAUUGAUCCGAAUAUUUCAAAGAGUCCAAAAUCUACGGCGGUAAAGAUUAAUUUAGAAGCGUCAAAUGAAGAGUCACCUUGUACGUCUGUGGUAACUAAGGAAUCCCUUCCAAAAGACACAAGAUUACAAGAACAAGAUAAUAAUACAUUAAAGAAGCAAUUCCAAAAAAAUCUAUUGAUCGAUACAGAAAAAGAAUCUUGGAAUGCAGAAACAUUGUCGCCAAAAGAGAAGUUGAUCACAGAAGUGUCUGCCAAGAAUUUUAAAACGAAAACGCAAGAUAAUGCGAAAAUUAACGAAUCUCUGAAAGUGACAAGUUUAUAUGAUCCCUCCCUUAAAAAAAAUCUACUGUUUAAUUUAUUACAGGAUGUGCCAACUAAGAAUACAAAAGAUCAAUCAGAAAUUACGACGAAUAAUAUAAAUAAGAGAUUCAGUAAUGUAGAAAUGGAAAGCGUAUGCGAAACUUCUGACAUUGUAACAUUAAAUAGUAGCAAACAAAACGAUGCAACAUCACGAGCUCAGUAUAACAUGGAAAACCAAAAUAAAAUAGUAUAUAAUACCAAUAACGAAAUAUCCAAUAAAAAUUUACGAGAUGGAAUGCGUGAUAACGUCAAAGAGAAUACUGAAAUAUUAAAUUCCACAAAAAUACAGUCUGAUUCAUUGAAUAUAUUGCAUAUUUCAGAAUCGUCCUCGUCAAACAACAUAAAGGAAUCGAUAUCUCCGAGAAAAUAUCUCGGAAAGAAAUGUGAAUCUACCGAAAUAUCGAAGCCACAUAUCGCAGAUGAGGAACACGCCGAAGCAACAUUAGAAUUUUGCUUAAGUAUACAGCAACAAGAUCCUACGAAUGAACGUAGUAAUGAUUCUACUGAAACGUUUGAAAGUUUCGGGAAACUGUAUAUCGACGAAAGUGCGGAGAUGCAAACUCAGUGCGAUAAGAUGUCGUCUUUUGAAGAAGAUAACUUAAAAUCACAAGAUUCAAUAGAACUAUUUGAUAACUUAAAAUCACAAGAUUCAAUAGAACUACUUGAUACGAUAAGCUGCGAUUCUACGAAAGUAACAUCAUUCUCUUUUCUCAAAAACAUUGCUAAGGCAGAUUUAUCUGAUACAUAUCAAGAUUUCAAAGCUGAAGCACAAGACAUUGAGGAAUUCGAUGAACACCAGUCGUUAGAAAUAGAGAAUAUGCAGCUACAGGAUGUAUCAUUGGAGUUUGAAGAUGAAUGCAAUGUGAGAGAAAGUGUGAUACAAUCGAUCAAUACCAUAAAGAAACAUGAAGAUACAACGAAAGAAAAUAAUGAACUAUCAAUAACAGAGGAGAACGAGUUUCAAGAAAUAUUAUCAAAUCGUGAAGUUUCAAAAGACACAUUGCAUGUCGAAGAGAACAUGACAGAGUCGAUCUACUUAAAAUAUCCUGAAGAUAUAGAAGAGGAAAAGAUGGAAAUAAACGCUCAAAAGCUUCCUGAAGAUAUAGAAGAGAACAAGAUGGAAAUAAACGCUGAAGAACUUCCUGAAGAUAUAGAAGCAGAAAUAGAUACUUUUAGUAUUAUUAAAAUAGACAACAAAGAUAGUGAGCAAUCACUAUUAAAAAUAGAGGAGGUCGGAUUUCAGAAAAUGUCAUCAAAAUUUAGAGAUCCGGGAGAUCUAUCAAGUAUUGAAGACACCUCAACAGAGUCGAUUUACUUUCAACUUCCUGAAGCUAUAGAAGAGGAAACGACAAAUACAGACACUCAAGAGUUUGAAUAUAUAGAAAAGAAAAAAGCGAAAAUGGAUACUCACAGUGGUAUUAAAGUAAUCAAUGAACAACUCAAGCAUGUAUCCGAACAAAAAUAUAGAAAAUCGCGCACUCGUGCACUUAGUUCCUUUCACAGAGACGAUUUUCUCGAUGUAAAUGAAAAAGAAGUUUCUGUCAAAACUGAUUUUCUUGACGCCGAUGAUAUCGAAUAUAUUUCCCUGAAAAGCGAUGACUCCAAUAGCAUGCCGAGUAUCUUGAACAUUAGGAGUAUAUCGCCAUCAUCAUUCGAGAAGAUGAAAAAUAUAAAUGCAUUUCUUGAAAAUAACUCAGAGUCGUUGACUGAAAAUGAUGAAAACUCGUUGGAUAUAAAUGACAAUUUGGGAAUUUCGAAUGAGAUAGACGAUAGGCUCUGUUUACGUUGCAAACGCAAAAGUAUGGUAUACUGUCAGGCUUGCUUGGAAGCUCAUUAUUGCUCGAAACGUUGUUCGUCUUUGCAUUGGAACGCGGAACACUACAAGCAAUGCAAGGGUCGUAAUUCGAUUAUCUGUAUCGAUGAGUAGUAUAAAACUAUAUAUAUUUGUAUCUUAAAAUACUCUACAAUAAUCUUCUGCUAACAUAUUG